Messenger RNA from Poeciliopsis prolifica (blackstripe livebearer), 1542 nucleotides. RefSeq lists its product as uncharacterized. Gene Ontology annotation, cellular component: membrane raft; external side of plasma membrane. The record is from RefSeq and is a predicted model, not a curated record. Gene Ontology annotation, molecular function: protein tyrosine kinase binding; MHC class II protein binding. The transcript has 9 exons. NCBI's taxonomy places the organism in Eukaryota, Metazoa, Chordata, Actinopteri, Cyprinodontiformes, Poeciliidae. The coding region runs from base 23 to 1042 and encodes 339 amino acids. Gene Ontology annotation, biological process: interleukin-15-mediated signaling pathway; positive regulation of ERK1 and ERK2 cascade; T cell activation.
GGAGGAACCUGAGUGGAUUAAAAUGUUUGUAAUUCUGCUUCUGGUUCUGGUUCUGCAGCUGACAGAAAUCACAGGGAAGUUUUCACCCAGAUUUGUUGUCCCGGUUGGAGACGACGUCACUCUGCCUUGUGAUAACAAGAGAGAUGAACAGGAUACAUGUGAAAAAACUAACUGGCUGUUCAGUGAUUUACCUGAUGCAUCAGUUACAGUCUCUACAGACAGACACAUUUCUGAACAAACAGAGAGACUGGAGGUGGCGGCUGAUUGCUCUCUGGUCAUAAAGAAGGUUUCUCAUGAGGAUGUUGGUUUCUACACCUGCAGAACUUCACAUAUCAGUCAUAGUCAUGAUGCUCAUGCUUAUCUGUUUCUCAUAACAAUGAUGGAGAAGGAAGAGGGCGACCAGGUGAAGAUUUCCUGCGUCGUCGCAGCAAAUGAAAUGUGCAAACACACGGUGGAGUGGAUGUACGAGGGGGAAGCUCUGAAGGAUGCCAUGAUCAUCAAGACAUCCAGAUGUUCAGUUACUGCUGUUAUUUCUGAAAGUUUCCUCAAGAACAAACCGAAAUAUCGAGAGAUGUUUUCCUGCAAAGUGAAGGAUGAUUCCACAGAAAGAGACCAGCUGUUUCCCCUCAGCCCUCAGGCUGCCGGCAACGAUGUAAGCAUAACAAAUGCAGAAGGAGGAACAGCUAACAAAACAGAGCCUGCAUUCAAAAACACUUCAACAACCCCAUUCAAUGUGUGGUUAUACGUUGUGGUGUCGGUUGGUUCAGUGGCGUUGAUAGUAACUGUUCUGGUGAUCACUCUGUGGAAACGAGGGGAAGAGGAAAGAUCAAUUAUUCUUCAGGAUGUGGAGCAAAACCUGAACUCUGCUUCGGUUCUGACUAAUCCUGGAAACGGUCCAAACACGGCUGAACCUGAUGAUGACGUGCCCUACGCCACCAUUUGCCUCAAAGAAAAGGCAAAAAGUAAAACUUGGGAUGACGAGGCGCCAGGCGACUCUGUGACCUACAGCUGUGUGAAGGUCGACUCUCCUGCAGGUUCCUGACAUCCUGACAGCCUCAACGCAAACCGUCAGCAAAUCACAUGAACAACAAACGAAACACUUCUGAAAACAAAACCGUAUUUAUCAUGAAGUUUAACUGUUAUUGAGAUAUUAACUGGAUGCUGAUUCAUUUCAGUUGGGUCGUUGGUGUGAAAUCAGGUUUCAGCUCAUAAUAAUGAUGUGCAGGUUAUUAAUGAUGUGUUAUUGAUCUGAUUUACUGAUUCAGUCUGAUGCUUUAUUUAUUACAUUAUUAAGUUUGUAAAGUAAUACAAAUGUCACAAACAUUGUGCUGUAUGGAAGUUAUAUAAAUUGAAUAAAACUAUGGAUGUCAGUUAAUCAACUGAAAAACAGUCAAUUCAUCCUUGACCAAAAGUGAUCUGAAGGUGAAAUACUAAAAUAAAAAUCUUUUUUUUUCCUGCUGAUUAAAUUAAUCAAAACUUGUUUUAAAAGUUUAUAUAAGCUCUGUAAAUGCACCAACUUUUUUUUUUAGAGUUUUAUGAUAA